AUGUUCCGCAGGGCACGCCUUAGCGUGAAGCCGAAUGUCAGGCCCGGAGCAGGCGCCAGGGCCUCCACCGCCCCCAGUUCCCAGCGUGAACAAGAGGUUCCAAGGCCGCCGGAGCCUGCCGCAGCCUCUGCUCCGAAGCCAGCGGAAUCCACAGAUGUGCCCCCGGUGGAUUUCGGGGAAGCGGAGCCCCAAGAAAAGACUCCCAAGAGCAGUGUUGAAAAGACUGAUGAUGGGAAGGAUGUUGAAGAAUCCAGUAAGCCUUCCUCUACUGUUUCACAGAGAAGAAAGCGAAUACCAAGUACUUCUAGUCUGGUUAAACCUAGUGUCAGUGUUCCUUCAGAACCUCAUCCUUUAUCUACAGUUAAUCAAGAAGCUCCACAGCCAAACCCUGUUCCAGCAAAAGAGAAACAGCCAUGUUCAGACAGAUACCGAAUAUACAAAGCCCAGAAACUGAGAGAAAUGUUAAAAGAAGAAUUGAGGAAAGAGAAGAAGCAAUGGAAAAACAAGUAUGCCGUAAAUGAAACUCAGAGGCCACCAGAUCGUUCCAAAAUGACUAUGAGAGACUUCAUAUAUUAUCUGCCAGAAAGCAAUCCAAUGACUUCUUCACUGGAGCAGGAAAAGAAAACUGAAAAAUCAUCGACACCAGUCCGAACAAGAGAGCAAGAAGGCAAGACUACUCCUGAUGGUGAAGAUAAUGAAGAAAUAGAAGAAGAGUUGGAUGAUGGGCCCUUGCUGGUUCCUCGAGUAAAAGUGGCAGAAGAUGGUUCUAUUAUUUUGGAUGAAGAAAGUUUAACUGUAGAAGUUUUAAGGACAAAAGGUCCCUGUGUUGUUGAGGAAAAUGACCCCAUAUUUGAGCGUGGUUCUACAACUACAUAUUCCAGCUUUAGGAAAAGCUACUACUCUAAACCAUGGUCAAAUAAAGAGACAGAUAUGUUUUUUUUAGCCAUCAGCAUGGUAGGAACUGACUUUUCUAUGAUUGGACAGCUUUUUCCUCACAGAGCAAGAAUAGAAAUUAAGAAUAAAUUUAAACGUGAAGAGAAAACAAAUGGAUGGAGAAUAGACAAGGCAUUCCAGGAAAAGCGCCCUUUUGACUUCGAUUUUUUUGCUCAUUUGCUUCAGAAAGUUCUUGCCGAAGAAGAGAAAAGAAAACAAAAAUCUGUUAAAAAUCAGAGUUCAAAGGAGAAGAAGUCCUCUAAAUCACGGAAAAAUGUAAAAGUGAAAAAAGUUGCCAAUGAUGAUCGAGAUGAGUCUGUGAGCCCUAAAAUUUCAAACCCAGGAAGGUCACAAAAGGAUGCUCAGACAGUUGAAGAAGAACUGCAGUCUCUGACUUUAUCUGAAGAGAAUUCAGAACAGAAUACGUUAGAACUAGACGUAAAUCAAAAGAAAAGAAGAAGAAAGAAUCAGGGUGAAGGUAGUGAACAAGAAGUGCAUCUUUCAGGAAGUGCCACUGUUCAGCCAGGCUCUUCUAAAGGAGAAAAACACAAAAAUAAAGGCCUGUCUUUAAGUCCUGAGAUUAAUGAAGAUGAAGCCAGUAAGGAACAAGAGUUUCCCUGUGUACAGGACACAGAUGACCUUGUGGAUUUAUCCUCUAGUGAAGACGCUGAGAAAAGAACUGACCCUGUUCUUUCAUCAAGUCAACAAGAUGUCAUAUCAGUAGCAGCUGAGACUGCAGAAUCAAACACUUCAGACUUGCCUUCAUCAGAAGGCGGAGUUAGAGCAUUGUGUGAGGUGAAGAGUGCUGAGGGUAGUUGUACAGAAGAAAGAGAUGUUGACCUAAAAAGUAAAUCACUGGAAACUGAUCAAACAGAAACUGUUAAACCAAUGACAAGAGGACGACUUCAGAGACCUAAACCCAAUUUAUCAAGGGCAGUUGGGAAGAACUCAGUCCUUUCACGAGCUAAAACAGAUGCAGAGGACAAGAGUUUACAUAAAGAAACUCCUGUUGAAAAGAAUCCCAUGGAAAAGGAUGGUAUUUCUGGAAUGGAGAAUACAGAGAAAGGGAACCCAGAACCUGACACUGUAUCUAAUUUGAGUGAAAAAACUUGUCUGCAGGAAGUUGAUCAACCAAAGGCUUUCAGACCUGCACGACUAAUGCGGGGCUUAUUACAAAGGCCAAAACCAAAUGUAGGUAAAGCUGCUGAAAGAAACGAAACUCUUACAUCACAGGAAAAAUCUGGUGCCAGUAUAGAAAAGAAUGAAAAUGAAUCCUGUAUCAACAGAGAUACUCCUGAACAGAUAGAAGAUCAGUCAUGUGAAAAUUUUGAGUGUGAAGAUGUUGCAUCACUAUCUGGAAAAAAAGACAGUUCCUUUCAAAAUGUGCAGUCAGAUGAGCCCAAGGCUGUUAAUGAGUGUCUGAGUAUUCAGGAGGAUAAUAGAGCAAAUAAAGAUGUUCGAAUUCCAAAGACUCGAUUUCAGAAACCAAAGCCAAAUAUAGGAAGGAGAACUGGAAGAAGAGGAAUUUCCUCAAAGGAAGAGGUACCAAAGGAGGUAAUUGCCUCUGAGGAGAUGACAGCAGCUUUGAGAGAAACUGCAAGACUGGAAACCUCACUAAGGGAGAAGGAACCUGUGGAGACUAAUGUUACUAAGGAAAUGGACUCAGAUUUAAAAGAAAUUGGAAGAAAAGACAUCUCUUCCAGGGAUAUAAUGCCAGAAAUGAGUGAUGUCUCUGUGGAAAUGGAGACAGAUUUGAAAGAAACAGAAAAAAAUGACAUCUCUCCCAGGGAAAAAAUGCCAGAAAUAAGUGAUGUCACUGUGGAAAUGAGGACUGAUUUGAAAGAAACCGAAAAAAAUGACAUCUCUCCCAUGGAGAAAAUACCAGAAAUGAUUGAUGUCAUUGCAGAAAUGGAAACAGAUUUGAAAAAAACUGGAAAAAAUGACGUCUCUCCCAGGGAGAAAAUGCCAGAAAUGAGUGAUAUCAUUGCAGAAGUGGAGACAGAUUUGAAAGAAACUGGAAAAAAUGACAUCUCUCCCAGGGAGACAGUACCACAAAUGAUUGAUGUCACUGCAGAAAUGGGGACAGAUUUGAAAGAAACUGGAAAAAAUUACAUCUCUCCCAGGGAGGAAAUAUCAGAAAUGAGUGAUGUCACUGUGGAAAUGAAGACUGAUUUGAAAGAAACUGGAAAAAAUGACGUCUCUCCCAGGGAGAAAAUGCCAGAAACGAGUGAUGUCACUGCAGAAACGGAGAUGGAUUUGAAAGAAACCAGAAAAAAUGACGUCUCUCCCAAGGAAACAGUACCAGAAGCUAUUAAUGUCACAGAUUUGAAAGAAACCGAAAAAAAUGAGAUCUCUUCCAGUGAGAAAAUACCAGAAACAAAUGUUAUCACUGCGGAAAUGGAGACAGAUUUGAAAGAAACUGGAAAAAAUGACAUCUCUCCCAGGGAGAAAAUGCCAGAAAUGAGUGAUGUUACUGCAGAAAUGGAGACAGACUUGAAAGAAACUGGGAAAAAUGACAUCUCUCCCAUGGAGAAAAUACCAGAAAUGAUUGAUGUCACUGCAGAAAUGGAGACAGAUUUGAAAGGAAUGGGAAAAAAUGACAUCCCUCCCAGGGAGAAAAUGCCAGAAAUGAUUGAUAGCAUUGCAGAAACGGAGACAGAUUUGAAAGAAACCAGAAGAGAGAUUUUUCCAAGGGAGGAGAUAACAGUGUCGACUGAUGCCACUGAGGAAAGAGAGACAGAUUUGGAAGAGACUGAAAGAAGAGAAAUGUCCCUACAGGAAAAUGCCCCAGAGGAAGUUGAUAUUAUUGGUGAAGUAGAAACAGGUUUGAAAAAAACUGAAAGAGAAAUUUCCCCAAAUGAGGAGAUACCAGAGAUGCCUGAUGCUGCUGAGGAAGUAGAGACAUAUCUAGAAGAAACUGAUAGAAGAGAAAUAUCUACACAAGAAAAUGCCUCAGAGGUCAAAACUGUAGGUGACAAAAUGGAGAUAGAUUUGAAAGAAACUGGAAUAGAAAUUUCCCCAGGGGAAAGGGUAUUAGUGGGGAUCAGUGCCACAGGGGAAAGAGAGACUGAUUUGGAAGAAACUGGGCAGAGAGAUGUUUUUCUGAUGGAGAAAGCAUCAGGAAAGGUGGCUGCCAUUGAGGAAAUAGAGGCAGAUUUGACAGACACUGGAAAAGAAAUUUCCUUGACGAAAAGCAGAUCAGAAGAGAUUGAGGAAAGCCUGGCAGAUUUGGAAAACAUAGAAAAAAUAGACAUUUCUCUAAGGGAAAAAGAACCAGAGGAGACUGGGACCUCAAGUCGAGCUGAGGCAGAUUCCUUGCAGACCAGUAGUGGUGACGACAGCACUGUGGCUUCACAGAGUAAUAGAGACUUGGGCAGGGAAGUGCUGUCCGUGGUUCAUACAUCUGUAGAAGAAAAAAAUUCUGAAAAGGAAGUGUCAAGUCAGUUGAGUCAUUUGAACAUUUCUUCGCAGUCUUCUGAACUUGAUAAAAUAGAAGACCAGAGGAUGCGACCUCCAAGUGUUCCAGAGCAGUUUUCAGAUAUUAAUUUAAGCAAAUCUCUUCCUCAAGAACAGACGCCAUGUGAAGUUAAGCUGACACCUUUUGUGAGAAGUAGAUUCAAAAGACCUAAACCAAACUUAGCAAGAGCAGCUUCAAAAAGAGAGACUACGAAAGCAGAAAAGCAUGCACCUGGGAAGGAAAUGGAAGCUGAGAAAACGGAGACUGUUGUGAUACAGCACAACUGUGAACAAAUGAGUACUCUCCCUUCUCAACAUGAUGUGGCUUCUCGAAUGACAUCAAGAGAAAAAGACAAAUUAGAUCACGGUCCAGAGGAGACUGUGAUAUUACAAUGUGUGCAGACUGAAAAGGACCUUUCACCUUCGAGUUCUUGUGAAUCUAAAGCAGAGUCUCAGUCUACACAAGCCCAGGAAAAGGAAUUACUUGUCUCUAUGGGGACUCAUAAUAUAAACACUUUUGAACAAGGAAUAAAGGACAGGGUUAUCCAAACUGCUCCACUAGUAAGGGGUCGACUUCAGAGACCCAGACCAAACUUAAGAAAGGCUGGCCCGAGGCAAGUAAUAGAAAAAAGUGAAACCAGAGAAACAACUAAGGAAGAAAAGACACUACAAAAAGAUGAAACUGGAAAGGAAUUCCUGACUGUGGCAAAUUCUCAAAUUGCAACCGAAAUUGAAGUUGUAUCCUCUGAAGUAUCAGAAGGCAGAAUGUCUGAAAACCAGAGUCAGGUUCUUUUAGAAAACCUUCAUAUUAACAAAGUAGAUGUUUUAGGUGAAAAGAUGAGACAUGGACAUGAAACAUAUAUUUCUAGUCCACCACAAAUGGUAAGAAGACAGUUGCAAAGGGCUAAGCCAAAUUUGGGAAGAGCACAAAGUAAGAAAGAAGCAUCAGACGUAGAAGAAGAUCAGAGGAAGGCAAGGAAGCCAGAAGAUAGUUUGUCACAGCGUGAAGAUUCUGACAGCCAGCUUCUUCAAAAAGGAAAACCUGAGUUUCUGACAUCUCCAGAGGUUUCAGCAAGAAAAGAUUCUGUAGGUUCCAAGGAGACUGGAUUGGCAAAAGAAGAUGCUCCAUCAGAAGUUGAAUCAUCUGGAAGUGUUGGAGAGAAGACUGGAGGGGAUAAUUCUGUGUGUGCAGUUGUUGAAAAGCAGUGUAUCAGUAAACCAAGCUCCCCACAAUUGUUAAAAGAACCAGAUAACUCUAGAAUUGUUCUGGAUCGAAGAAGAGCUCUCUCUUCUGCCUCUGAGCGUGAGAUAGAUCAUAGUAGAAGGCGAGUACGUCGGAAGGUUAAACCGAGCAUCCCCAAAGGGCGUGGCUCAAAACGAAGCCGGAGUAAGACCUCGAAGAAGGAGCCCAGAGCUUCCAGGUCUGUGCUGGUGACUCUCCGAGCUUCCCAGGAAGAAGACGAAGAUGACGGGGAAGACUUUGAGUCUGACUAUGAAGAAGAAAGCUAUCAUCUUGCUCCCGAAGAAGUAAACAAAGCUCCAGUGUUUGUACCUAUUGGUCUCAGAUCUCCCGAACCUGUUCCUGUUCAGAUUGAGGAAACUAUGGAAGAGCUUGUAAUCCCCACGAAUGUCACAGAUGUAGGAUGCAUAACUGUUGUUGAACAUCAGCUUUCAUCAAACAUAGAUGUGAUUCCUCAAGAAAUGAGACAAGAAGAAAAUUUGACUGCAUUAUCAGUUGAAAUGACUGUAGGUGAACAUUCCCAAGCUGAAACAGAAAAUACCAACGAUGGGAGCACUGAAGCUGCCAUAGCCCUACUGACUAUGGGAGAUCUGGUGUUGCAGUCAGAGAUUAGCCCAGAACAGAGUGAUGGAGUAUGUAUACUUCCUGAUGCUCCUUCAAUCGAUCAAAGCCAUGUUCCUUUUAGCCCAGAUAAUGUAAAUCUCAAAAUUGUUCAUGAAUGUCAGGAACCUUCUUCACCUGUCCAUAGUACAUCUCCAUUAGUAGAAGAAAACAAGACUAUAUUGGAUGUGGAUAAACAGAAUACUAAAGAAGAAAUUGGUUUGACAGAAAAAGUAAAGGAAAGCACUACAUCAUCCAGGACUACAACUUCUGAAGUGACCAAUAAUUUGAGAAGGAGAAGUAGAUUUGCCAAGCCCAAGCCAAAUCUUAAGAUUUUAGGGACCAAGAGAUUUGGUGCUCAUCAGAAAGUUCCUAGUCUGUUUGUAACUAAAGGAGAAGAAGUGGAAAUUCAAAGAGACUCUGAGAAAAAUGCUUCUCAAGAAACAGAAUUAGAAGAUAAAAACCUUGGAUUGGUUACAGCAACAGAGAGUGCAGAGCAGAGCAAAGUGGCACCUGUACAUGGUAUUGAAGAAACCAGUAUUUCACAAGAAACACACCUAACUGAAAGAGGUGAAGAGCAAGAAGGGCGAUCUGAAGAAGUUCCGAUACCAUCAGUUGCUCCAGCUGUUUCUUCUGAGUCAGGGCCCCACACACUUGGUUUGGGCAUGGGUCUUGGUGAGAGCUCUGUUGAAGAACCUCUGGGAAAGGACUUUAAUGGAGACCCUGUGCUUACACUAAAUGUGCCAAAGUGUAUACCAACUAGUAUUCCAGAAGUCCAGCAAGAGAAUGUAAACAAUCUUCAAGAUCUAACAGUCAAUCUAGUUAAUGUACAUCAGGAUGGUGAGGAUGAACAAGCUUUCAUUUUAACUCUGGUGGAAAUCCCAACCCAUGCAGUAGAAGAAUAUGCUGAUAGCACCAUGCCGUUAAUGCCAAAUCCUUUAUUGCCGGCGCCCAUAUUGGUCAAAUCAGCGAAUACAAAAGAAAGAGAAGACACGAGUAGCAGUUUUCCAGUAACCUCAGUUGGUCGAGAUGACAUGUGUUUAUCUAAUUCUGAAAGAGAUGAUUCAGAAAAAUCUGCUGCUAAUUUGGAUCUUGUAUCUAGGAAGAGAUAUUGUAACCUUGAUGAAAGUGACCAUGUCCCUCCUGCCAAAAAAACUUCACUCACUUCCAUAGAUGAUUGUCAAAAAUUUACCUCUGAGGUGUGUUCAAAGGAAUUAACAAAUGUUUUGGAGGAAACAGCGGAGUCUUACAAGGGACAGGAUAUCUUCCCUACCUCAGGAAACAUACAGACAAUUUCAGAACCUCAAAAAGAGCAACUUGAACCCACUUCUCAGAGUAUCAGAUCUGGAUCUUUUGAUAAAAUAACAGAUACACAGGAAAAGAAUGCAUCUCAGUUACCUCAGGAUGAGAUAAUGGUGUCUGAUAAGGAAGAAAGAACUUGUGCUGCUUCUGAGUCUGAACAAAUGGGUAGCAUCACAUCGUCUUCAAAAACCCCACUAACCAGACCUGGCAGAAGACCCCUGGGAUUUUUGUCUUUAAUAUGUUCAAAGAAUAGCUUGGACUCUGAUGAACCUACGCAGGUUCAUAGUAAGAAACGCCUAAAACCUGUUAUACCUGUAUCAAGACAAAAUUUGAAAAGAUCUAAUCUGCCUAGUGUAAGCCAGAAAAAAACUCAAGAGUCCUCUGAUGUUCCGUCUCGAAGUGUUGUUGACAAUACUCAACCUACGAAUAAUGAUAGUUCAGCAACUCAGGUUUCUUCUAAUCAUCCCUUACCGAAAGGAGAAUGUAAAGGUGGCCAAAACCGGGUACCUGAAGAGGAGCCAACCACAGUCUCUGAAUAUUUCUUUAAUGAUAUCUUUAUUGAAGUGGAUGAACCAGAAUAG
Molecule: messenger RNA, 8112 nt
Organism: Rangifer tarandus platyrhynchus (Svalbard reindeer)
Lineage: Eukaryota; Metazoa; Chordata; Mammalia; Artiodactyla; Cervidae
Source: the annotation of a GenBank genome assembly